AAAGCGUAGUUACGGCACACCUUAGCUGUGUGUAAUCAUGUGAUAAUUAUUGCUUUCUCGGUGGGACAGGAGGCAAUUUGGGGAAAGUGUUGCUUCACGCCUUUUGACUGGCUAUGAACAGUUGGCCUUCCCCAUUUCUUAACCUGUCUGCCUCUUAUUCAUAGGUUCAUGGAUUUAAGAGGGUGUGUGCACCUAUAAGUAAGUGUUGCAUAAUACAGCUGCUUCUUGUUGAUCUAGGAUAUUUCUGAGUGAAUUUUGAUGCUUUCCCAGUCUUUUGCCUGUGAUUUGGACACUUAGAACAUCUGCAAGAGAGGAAAUUGUUCGUAUUUGAAUGGGAAAAGGGACCUGCAAAGUGAGUUUGAAAAAGAAGAAAGAAAAUCAUUGAAGCUGUAGGUCUCUUUAACAUCUUCAGUAGUAUCUGGCGAGAAGAGACAAAGGAGAACAUAACAAGGCCAUGAUGAAGUUGAUAGCUGUCCUUUUGGGUGCUGGUUGUCUCCUGCUUUCAGUUUCAGGAUAUGAUGAUUUUGAUUUAUCUGAUGCUCUUGGGAUGACAGUUACCAAGCGGCCUAAUCCAGCUACCAAAAGACCACCAGUGGGUGGCAACCCCAGGCCCAGUCUAUAUCCUGACCUUCGACCGCAUGGAGGUGGCCAGGGAAGUGAUGGUGGAAACUCUAGACCUAAGCUCUACCCUGAUCUUAGACCGCAUGGUGGUCAUGGAAAUGAUGAUUCAGAUUUUCAUCUAGAGGAUGCCCUUGGUGGUGGAGGGGGCAGUGCUGGAGGUGGCGGCAGCAGCGCCGGUGGCAGCAGCGGUAGCAGUAACAGUGGUGGUCAUGGCAGCAUUGGUGGUCAUGCUUUUAACGACUUGGAUCUCAAUGAUGGGAAACCUCUACCACCAGCAGGCGAGCGACCACAUGUUUCAGAUCAAGGUGGAAAUAAUGUUGAUGCUAGUUCAACAGCUCAGAUUACAUCCCCAGUUGUGGCUGUUGUGGUAUUAUUAGCUGUUGGGGCACUAGCUGGCUAUACUUCUUACAAGCAGAAGCGAUACUGUUUUAAACCAAGAGGUGGAGCAGUUGUCUGAAUCCACAGGAAACUGGGAAAAACUUCAAGAAGAUUAUCCAAGUUGUUGAUGCACUAUGUAUAUGAUUUCUGUGUAUAAAUCAUCUCAUUGAGAUUUUGUGCAAUAUGACCUUUUACCUUAAUAAAAAUAGAAAAAUUAUCUUUCUAGAACUAGAAGUCUAUUAAGGUCUUUAUGAAUGUAACAUAAAUGGUUCUAAUAUACAUGUUUUCUAUGUAAAAACUGUUUUAUACUACAUUUUCUGUUUAUGCACAGAUGGUUGUAAUUUUGGGUGUGGCACAAGAGCCCAUUUGUCAACAAUCAGAAAAACAACAAAAAUGGCAAUAUGUAAAUGCAUAUCUAUCAAUAUACUAGUUUCAUUCAGCAAUUAUUUCACUGAAGUUGCUGUAUCAUUAAAAUGUCAAUGAAUCCCUCCUCAUGCUUACAGCAAAUGGGUAAACUCAUGCCCAAACAGGAAAGCACAAUAGUCCCAUUCCAUAUGUAUGGAGUCUCACCAUGAUACCAUAAACCUUUUUUUUUAAAAUACAGGCUUUCUAAUCACAUACAGUGCCUUGUGUGAAAUGGAAACUUUGUUCCUCUGAGAAUAAUGAAACUGGAGACAUUGGGGGACAGAACUGGCAUGUUUACUUCAUAUGUUGAUACAACAUGCUUUCUAAACUUCUGGAUAAGUAAUCAUAAGGCAUCUGGACCUUGAGCAAAUUUUUUUUGGGACUGUCUUGUCCAUAAAAUUUUAUUUGUGUGCUAAGAUCAAACACAAAUGGAUUGUUUUUGCGGUCCUCCUUCAGAAAUUAGACAGGGUCUUUCAGUUGUGGCUCCAUAAAGCGGGAAUGUCCAGGCCGAUUUCCCAGGUGCUCUCACUGUUAUUUUUCAGGAGCUUAGCAGAGGUUGUUUUAUUUCCUUCUGCUUUUAAUAAAACUGAGAUUUAAGAUUUGUUUUUCUCUUUAAUGGUGUUGGUGUUACGGAUUUAAUCAUGUAUACUCUCAACUUGCUUUGUAGUUUUGAGGUUGAAUUAAAUUAAUGUCUCAUUCAUUAUCCAAUGUAUUAAUAGACUAAAGUAUUAAUAUUGGCAACAAAUUGAUUUAAUUAAAAGGAAUGAGAUUUGCUUUGAAGUAAUGAUCCAAAACCCAUGUGGCAGGCCAGGAUCCAAUGGCUUGCUCAGCCAUGGUGACCUUGGUAAUACACACUUUCUCAGAGGAAGGCAAUGGCAAGCCUCCACUGAGUAAACUGUACCAAUAAAACCCUGUGACUUGAAGAAAUUUACCAAUAAGAAAUCAACUUUAACUGUGUGCAUUUACAUGCAAAACCAGAUGAUCUGAAUGUUAUUUCAGUCCACUGGCAAAAAGCUCACCUCUGAGUCUGAAAGGGUGACCUGUUUUAUUGUGAUUGGCAGAGAUAUCUGUUCAAUGUGAGUCAUCAAAUGUAUUGAGGAUGUUUUACAUAGAUAGCUGCCAUGUCGAAGGAUGUCUGGAUUGGGGGCCAUGACAUUUAAAGGUUAGGUGAUGGUCGAUGGCUUCCACUGUAUUUUAUAAUGAUGUGGGUUUUUUCUUCAAAUACGGAAUGAAGAAUUCAUCUCAGUUUUCUAUGUCUCCAUUUUUAAAAACAAACCAUAAAUUGCCACUGUCAUAUUUGCUAGUAUAUCAGUAACAGGAAGUGGGUAGAAGUCUAGAAAUCUUGGAAUGAACUCAUGUUCCUUUCAAUUUUGAAGAAAGAUUCCAAGUGUACUGGAAAAUAUAUAUUUCUAUGCCACACAUUGAAAUAAAAUGCAAAAAGCC
Molecule: messenger RNA, 2847 nt
Organism: Anolis carolinensis (green anole)
Lineage: Eukaryota; Metazoa; Chordata; Lepidosauria; Squamata; Anolidae
Product: CD99 antigen
Exons: 10
Coding region: 455-1078 (207 amino acids)
Biological process (GO): homotypic cell-cell adhesion; T cell extravasation; positive regulation of neutrophil extravasation
Cellular component (GO): plasma membrane
Source: RefSeq, a predicted model, not a curated record